UCCGUCACGCAAGCGCACUAGGGAGUUUCUGAGUGUCCGGAGGCCGUGAAGAACUACAUUUCCCAAUGCCCUUAAGCAACGGAAGUGACGUAAUAGCAGACAUAGUUGGAGGGUUCGGGUAAAAAUGGCCGAAUAUUUAGCUUCGAUAUUCGGGACUGAGAAGGACAAGGUUAACUGCUCUUUUUACUUUAAGAUUGGGGCCUGCCGGCACGGGGACCGGUGCUCCCGGCUUCACAACAAACCGACUUUCAGCCAGACCAUAGUGCUGCUCAACCUGUACCGGAAUCCACAGAACACCGCCCAAACCGCAGACGGAUCGCACUGUCACGUGAGCGACGUGGAGGUGCAAGAACACUAUGAUAACUUCUUCGAGGAAGUGUUCACGGAACUGCAGGAGAAGUACGGGGAGAUUGAAGAGAUGAAUGUGUGCGACAACCUGGGGGAUCACCUCGUGGGCAAUGUUUAUGUCAAGUUUCGGCGCGAGGAGGAUGCAGAGCGGGCAGUGGCUGAACUCAAUAACCGCUGGUUCAACGGGCAGGCUGUGCAUGCCGAGCUGUCUCCCGUCACUGACUUCCGGGAGUCGUGCUGUCGGCAGUAUGAGAUGGGGGAAUGUACCCGGGGUGGUUUCUGCAACUUCAUGCACCUGCGACCUAUCUCCCGCAACCUCCGGCGGCAGCUCUAUGGGCGGCGACCCAGGCGCAGGUCACCCCCAAGGUCCCAUACCGGCCACCGUCCCCGAGAAAGAAAUCGACGACGGUCCCCAGACCACCGGCAUGGCCGUUUCUGAGAUGCUGACCUCCUUGCCCUCCACCCCUGGCAGGCACAUAUGUUCCUGGCCAGGACCCCUCCUCAAAGCCCCCUUAACUCCCUAGUGCCAUCUUUUCCAUGCUCCGGGUCUCCAUGAUGUAAUACCUUCAACACAGGGACCUUCUAUCGCCCCGCCCCUAAUAAAGUUCUAUAUUGAGGGUUUAGAGCUUCGUUGUUAGCUUGAGCCUGGCUGUGGGCUGGUUUCCUUCCACCCCCACAUCUGCUGAUGAAAAGGGGAAGUAGGGCUGGGCUCUGGCCACAACCUCAGCCAAGAAACUUCCAACAACAGGUGGGAAAGCAGCAUGCCCAGGGUCCUAGAAACCCCCAAGUGGGACUGGUUGGGUCGGGCUGCCUUUGUGCUGAAACUUCAGCACGUCCAUCAGAGGAUUCUCAAGGGGGAGAUGCUUGGUUGUGGCAGGUCAGAGGAUUCCCAGUCUGGAGGAGAUUGGGGUUAGGAGCUAAGGUAAGAUUGCUGGGAGUUGGGUGGGAGUCUCCAGUGGGUGAUGGCUGGGUCCUCCAUGCCCACUGCCCUGAGAUGGGAAUAGGUAGUACCUAAUACUUAAGCUUACACUGUGCCAGGUGCCAGGUGUUCUAAAUGCUUUACUUCCAGUAAUGGUUUUACUUCUCCACAAUAACCUUCUAAGACAGGUACUAUUAUACCAUUUUACAGAUGGGAAAAGAGAGGGCAAGAAGAUGGCAGAGAUGGGAUAUAAAUCCACGCAGUCCGGCUCCAGAGUCCUCGCUGUAGCCAUCUUGAGGCCUUGUGGCUGCUCUGAUAACGGGCCAGGAGCUGGUCUGGGGCUGGAGAGUAGAUUCCUGGCUUCCAAAGGGGACUGGGGAUCCUAUGCCCCCACAUCCACUGCUUCCUUCUUCUGCCCCGGUUUCCUGGCAAGUGCGGCAGAGGUGCUGUGACAGGAAGUCCUGUGGUCAUGGCCCCCCAGAAGGCAGGCUCCGCCAGGAUGGGGCCCCUAUGCCUCCUCCUGACUGCCGUGCUGCUCCUGGCCCAGGCGGCGCCGAGGAAGGCCUCUCAGCACUGCAGCCGCCUCGAGUACUGGAACCCUGAGGACCUGUGCUGUGGCAGCUGCUUGCAGCGCUUCGGGCCGCCCCCUGCUCGGACUGAAUUUUCGGAAAACUGCGGGCCCGAUGAUGCGGGCAAUCACGUAACGCACCCCUUCAAAGAGUGUCCUCCUGGGCAGUGCAACCCCAACAGCGAGGAGCUAUGUAGCCCUUGUGGCGGCGGAGCAACGGCCCCCACUUCUUUGGGGAGCCGCGGCGGGACCCGGAGGCGCGGCAGACAGGUGCUGGUUGGGCUCCGGAGAGCCUGGGCAAGAAGCCGGUCCCUAACAAGGAGCCCUGCCCCCUGACACGUGGAAAGCUGAGCGUCCUUAGUUCCCAGGAGCCCAGCUUACCGGCGAUUUCCAGUCUUCUGUGGACAUCUGAGCACAAAGUCCCGCAGCAGGCCUGGCCGAGUUGGAGUUUUGACCUGUCCCUGGUGCUGGUUCUGCUCAUGACCUCGGCAGAAAUUCUCCUGCUCGCCCUGCAAAGGCACCGCCGUCGCCACCACCAGGGGAAAGCUGUCCAACACCCCUAUCCUGGCUUGGUUUGCAACGACCUCAACACCCACACCCUAUUCUCCUUGCACUUGUUCCCUCCAGGCUCCCUGGAGGCUUCAGAGGCAGGGGACUCAGGGAAGGAGGUCCCUCUGCCUCCACUCCUAGGCAGGGAGCUGCCAAGUCUGGAAUCACAGCCGCUGUCUCGCCCCCUGGAUGAGCUGGAAGUGCUGGAGGAGCUGAUCGUGCUGCUGGAUCCUGAGCCUGGGCCAGGUUGGGGGAGAGCCUGUGGCAGCACUCGACACCUGGCUGCAAAAUAUGUACUGCCUGCUGCCUGGUCCACUUCCGCCUACUCCCUGCAGCCCAGUCGCUGGCCUCGGUGGGCCCUGAUGGAGAUGGUGGUGGCAAGGGAGCCCUCUGCCUCUCUGGGCCAGAUUGGCACACACCUGCCCAGAGAGGGCGGGCAGAUGCACUGCAGGUGCUGUCCAAGCUUGGCUGAGCUGGGGCCUGCCCGGCCUAGUACCCGAUAAAAAUAAAGUUUCCGUUGAAGUAA
Molecule: messenger RNA, 2910 nt
Organism: Orcinus orca (killer whale)
Lineage: Eukaryota; Metazoa; Chordata; Mammalia; Artiodactyla; Delphinidae
Gene: U2AF1L4
Product: U2 small nuclear RNA auxiliary factor 1 like 4
Exons: 11
Coding region: 125-787 (220 amino acids)
Biological process (GO): mRNA splicing, via spliceosome
Cellular component (GO): U2AF complex; spliceosomal complex
Molecular function (GO): metal ion binding; pre-mRNA 3'-splice site binding
Source: RefSeq, a predicted model, not a curated record